Adineta steineri is the source of this 894-nucleotide messenger RNA. The record is from the annotation of a GenBank genome assembly. NCBI's taxonomy places the organism in Eukaryota, Metazoa, Rotifera, Eurotatoria, Adinetida, Adinetidae.
AUGAAUGAGAACGAAGAAAUAUAUGGAAUUAUCUCUUCUCAUUUUCCAAACGAAACAAUAGAAAAUAUUCGAUCACCAUCAAAAUUAGGUUGUGACAAUAUUAUUUAUUUAGUCCAAUUUCGUUCGAAUACCAUCGUUGUUUUUCGUAGACCAUUAAAACUUGAUUCAUCAAAAACUUCAUCUGAAUUUAAAUUGAAUUCGAAUGACAAUUCAAUGCCUUAUUUUCCUAUGCAUCGACUUGCACAUCAAGCAUGGGUACUUGAAUUACUAAAACAUCAACAAUUUUCACCAAAACUUUUAGCAUUAAAUCCUCAACAGAAUUAUUUAAUCGAGAGUUAUAUAUCAGGUCAAGAUUUAAAUGAAUCCUCACCUGAAAUAUGUAAAGAAUUAGGUGAAUUUCUACGUGUGUUACAUUCAAACGAAAUGAAACAGUUCGGCUAUAUGAGUGAACAACCGGGUGUGGGUGUUUAUUUAUCAUGGUUGAAAAUGUUUGAAACAGACUUUAAUAAUCUAAAUGAAAAUCAGAAGCAAUUGAAAGAAAUUUAUUUAUCUAUGAUACCUUAUUUAACUGAAUUUAACAAUCCAGUUCUUGUUCAUGGUGAUUUUGCUUCAGAAAAUAUUCGUAUUCUCAAUGGACAUUUAAAUGGUGUGAUCGAUUAUGCUGAUUGUCUUUGUGGCGAUGGUCUAUACGAUAUCGGACGAUUUUUGUUGUUUGUGAAAGCAGAAUGGAAAUAUGUUGAUGCAAUUGCACAGGGUUAUAAAUUGUCGAGUAGUGAGAAAUCGUGGACAAAAAUUGAAAAACAAUGUAUUCGAUUUUAUGCAUGUUAUUUUGCUCUGUGGUUGGAACCAGAUGAUGAAAUUAUGGAAAAAUUAUUAAUGCCAAUUCCUGAUUGA